Octopus sinensis (East Asian common octopus) is the source of this 1462-nucleotide messenger RNA. RefSeq names its product BET1 homolog. Bases 113 to 454 code for a protein of 113 amino acids. Gene Ontology annotation, biological process: vesicle fusion with Golgi apparatus; endoplasmic reticulum to Golgi vesicle-mediated transport. Gene Ontology annotation, molecular function: SNAP receptor activity. The transcript has 4 exons. Gene Ontology annotation, cellular component: Golgi trans cisterna; SNARE complex. Lineage: Eukaryota; Metazoa; Mollusca; Cephalopoda; Octopoda; Octopodidae. The record is from RefSeq and is a predicted model, not a curated record.
GCAAACUUAAUGUCAGAAAAAGUCGGCUCCAUACACACAAAGUGAUGACGUAGCCACAACUGGAUGACGUUUUACACUGCUUCGAAGUGGAACAACAAACCCCAGCUGAAAGAUGAGGCGACAACACAUCCAAGACCCGGGUAUUCAGACAACACACGACGCACCUGGAAAUAGUUUUAUUGAAGGUGAAAAUGAUAAUUUAGAAAGUUCGCUCAAGGGUAAAGUAAAGGCCUUGAAAUCGCUCAGCAUUGAUAUAGGCACAGAAAUACGGACACAGAACACAUUUCUGGAUGAAAUGGAUUCAGAUUUUGAAGGAUCAACGGGUCUUCUCCAGAAAACUAUGCAUCGUUUAAAAGGAAUUACCAAAGAAGGACACUGGAAAAUAUGGCUUUACCUCUUCCUCUUCACAUUAUUUGUUUUUGGAGUUUGUUGGUUGGUUGUACGCACCAGGUGACAAGCUUCCUCUGUAAAUCGUCCUUCACUGAAAUUUGCUCUCCUGAUUCUCUCUCUUUCUCUCCUCCUAUUUCUUCCACUAUCUUCCUUGUUUUGCUAUCACCCUCUCUCUCUCUUUCUCUUUUGUUUAUCUCCCUCUUUGUCUUUCACCAGAUCCCCCCCCACUCCAUUUUAUCGUUAAGUGAUGAUUAACCCUUUGCAAAGUGAAAAUACACAACAUUUCAAAUACCUGGAAAACUAUUUACUAUAAGUACGCACGCACACACACACACACACACACACACACAAGUGCACCACUUGUCAAUGAGCAUGCACACAUGCAUACUCCCUGACAUCUACACUCAAUAUAGUUAACAUUCAACAAAAAAAACAUCCUCUACCUGACUCGAUAAUUCCUCUCGGGGCCCAUUCUGCACCUCUGGAACUGUCUCCUGUCUUUCCCUCUGGAAACCGUUCCAGAGUUGUACAAUGAAGUCAACAGGUAUCAAUUAAGGUCAUGAAGAAAGCUAAAUAAUUAGUCAAAGCAGAUUGAAUUAAAUGAAUUUAAAUAAUAAAAUAGUCUUACUUUGACUAAUUGCUUGCUUUCCUCACUACUUUAACCAAUAUAUAACAGUCUCUCCUUACUUCUGGAAUCAUACUGACUCUAUAUUCUUUGCUCCGAACAUCAAUAAUCCAUUCUAUCAUAACUAAGUCCACUUGAAGCAUAUAUUUCACUCCCCCCCACAUUCCACCCAUGUACUAAUCCUAGAAUUCUUGCUUUUCUAUUAAGUUUCUUGGAUUAUCCCAAACAUAUUGUCUCAAAUUAUAUAUAUACACACACAUACACAUGCACACACACAUACAUAUGUACCUGGGAUUACCUGUGGAAAUUUUUUCCUCAUCAGAUGUGGAGAGUUAAGCUCUCCUGAAGAGAAAGGAGGCCUUGAAGAGACAGUUGACUCUUUUGUCUCGCCUCAUCCCUCCCCCAACACUGCAAAUAAAGAAUUAAAAAUCAAAAUAGUAAAAACUU